Papaver somniferum (opium poppy) is the source of this 840-nucleotide messenger RNA. RefSeq names its product succinate dehydrogenase subunit 6, mitochondrial-like. NCBI's taxonomy places the organism in Eukaryota, Viridiplantae, Streptophyta, Magnoliopsida, Ranunculales, Papaveraceae. The record is from RefSeq and is a predicted model, not a curated record. The transcript is spliced from 3 exons. The coding region runs from base 129 to 500 and encodes 123 amino acids.
AUCCUCCCAGUGCUAAUCCCAGGCAGACAGCGAGCACAUAAAAAUAAAAGCACCAAGAACAGAAAAAGGAGAGAAGAUAAAAGAGUUAUUGAAUUCAUUAGCUAUUCUGUUAUCUGAAUCUUAUUCUAAUGGGAUUCCUUGAACAUCAUAAGAAGUUUAUAGAUGCUGCUGAGAAAGGAAUCAAAUGGUCUAGUUCUGAUGUUCAAUCUUUCAUCUCCAUUGAUCCUAUCCAUGGACCUGUGGUGGAAAAUGCCAGGAAAGCAGCAAAAGUAGCUGCAAUAGGAAGCGCUGUUGGAGCACUUCAUUUGGGCGGAACUGCCUGGAGAUAUUCAAAGAGUCCUCACGGUGCUGUCUUAGCUUUGGGUCUUGGAGCUGUGGUUGGUUACACAGUUGGAAAAGAAGCUGCAUCCCAUUAUUAUCAACUCUAUCGGGCUGAUACUAUGGCUUCUCAGGUCAAGUUUUUGGAGUGGGUGGCUACCAAAUCUGAGGUUCGAUCAUGAGCCCACCUGCGUGUUGAGAAUUCAAGGCCAACACCCCUUAUCGCGACCAUUUACUUCCUCAUAUUGGUAGGUGAAAUAAAAAGCAGGUGCCCAGCCUGAAAAGAAGCUUACAGUACAACUUGUAAACUUGAGUUUGUGAUUUCUCUUUGAAAUAUGCCUUUGCUUCUCUGGGUUUUGAGAAUUUUUUGUCUUCCUUUUUUCUUGAAUUUUAUCAAGUAAUAGAGAGAUGUCUUUUAUAGAGCAGGUUUUCUUUGCAAGUACUCGAAAGUGUAAUUGUUCAUGCCAAGGUACAACUACAGCCAAUUUUGAAGUAUUUCAGACCAGCAGUUCUGUUUUGGUA